Messenger RNA from Saccostrea echinata, 2243 nucleotides. RefSeq names its product DNA mismatch repair protein Mlh1-like. The record is from RefSeq and is a predicted model, not a curated record. Gene Ontology annotation, cellular component: MutLalpha complex. NCBI's taxonomy places the organism in Eukaryota, Metazoa, Mollusca, Bivalvia, Ostreida, Ostreidae. Gene Ontology annotation, biological process: mismatch repair. Bases 127 to 2226 code for a protein of 699 amino acids. Gene Ontology annotation, molecular function: ATP binding; mismatched DNA binding; ATP hydrolysis activity. The transcript is spliced from 20 exons.
CCUUGAAUCAAUCUCCUGUGUUUGAAAAUAAAAAUGUUGUUGUCACACAUGGCGGGAAUGGAGUACCUUUGACAUGCACAAAUAUUUCCAUCAAUUCAGGAGAGCUAGUGAGACAGGAUAGUAACUAUGACAACACAUCCAGGCUUAAUAAAGCGGCUCGAUGAGGUGGUGGUGAAUCGUAUAGCAGCAGGGGAGGUUAUCCAGCGCCCAGCAAAUGCUCUCAAAGAAAUGAUCGAAAACAGUUUGGAUGCCAAGUCCUCCAACAUUCAGGUGACCGUGAAACAGGGUGGACUCAAACUGCUACAGAUUCAGGACAAUGGGACAGGAAUUAGGAAGGAAGACAUGGAAAUUGUUUGUGAGAGAUUUACCACCAGUAAGCUUCAGAAAUUUGAGGAUCUGAAUUCUAUAGCCACCUACGGAUUCCGAGGAGAAGCAUUGGCUAGCAUAAGUCAUGUGGCCCAUGUUUCCAUAACAACUAAAACUGCUGAUUCAAAAUGUGCCUUCAAGGGAAGCUAUGUGGAUGGGAAAUUAAAAGAAGCAGUGAAACCGUGUGCUGGAAAUGUGGGAACUCAAAUCACCGUAGAAGAUUUGUUCUACAACAUAUCGACCAGAAGGAAGGCAUUAAAGAGUCCCUCCGAGGAACAUGCCAAAAUAGCAGAGGUGGUCAGCAGGUAUGCAGUACAUAAUUCCAGUGUGGGAUUCACACUUAAGAAGCAAGGGGAGAAUACUGCCGACAUCAGAACAUGUGCCAAAUCAAGCCAUGUGGACAAUAUAAGGACCAUUUACGGACCGUCCAUUGCCAAAGAACUACUGGAAAUUCAACAUGAGGACAAAAAAUUAUCCUUCAAAUGCCAUGGUUACGUGACCAACGCUAAUUACUCAAUGAAGAAAUGUAUAUUUCUUCUUUUUAUUAACCACCGUUUGGUGGAUUCUUCAUCUCUACGUAAAGCCGUGGACACAAUUUACCAAGCAUAUCUUCCUAAAAACAUGCAUCCUUUUGCCUACCUGAGUUUAGAAAUUGCUCCUCAAAAUGUUGAUGUCAAUGUACACCCUACGAAACAUGAGGUUCAUUUUCUUCAUGAGGAUGCGAUUAUUGCCAGUAUUCAGUCAGCUAUUGAGACCAAACUUCUGGGAGCAAACACAAGCAGAACUUACUAUACACAGGCCCUGCUACCAGGAGCACCUGUGUCCCUAGACAGUAAAGAGGAGGAUCCAAAUUCUUCUAAAUCUACCAGUGGUGGACCAGAGAAAACAUAUGCCCAUCACAUGGUCAGAACAGACAGCAGAGAACAGAAACUGGAUGCCUUCAUGAAGCCAGUCAACCCAAGCACCACCACCACCACUGAAGAUGUCCCUAAAGACACCACCCAGUCUGAGGACAGCCAGAUGGAGACUUCACCCAGCGGUGAUGUAAUGGUAUUACCCAGUUGUGGAGCCCAACAGAAGAGGAGGCCUGUAAAACUCACCAGUGUUCUCACACUUCAGGAAGACAUCAAAGAAAAUAUGCAUAAAAAUCUGAGAGAAAUGUUCCAGUUCCACAAAUUUGUGGGUUGUGUCAAUAAAGAGUUUUCCUUGAUGCAGCAUCAGACUAAACUCUACCUAGUAAACACGACCAAACUAAGUCGUGAACUUUUCUACCAGCUGAUGAUAUUUGAUUUUGGAAACUUUGGAAUACUUAGACUUUCAGAGCCAGCCCCUAUAUAUGACCUUGCCAUGCUUGCCCUUGACCUAGAAGAGAGUGGCUGGACGGAGGCAGAUGGUCCAAAGGAUGACCUUGCUCAGUACAUUGUGGAUUUCUUGACAUCUAAAGCGGAGAUGUUGUCUGAUUAUUUCUCCAUGGAGAUUGACCAGAAGGGUAAUUUAUGCACACUGCCGCUCCUGCUUGAUAACUAUGUACCCAACAUGGAGGGUCUUCCAAUGUUUGUACUGAGGCUGGCCACUGAGGUAAAUUGGGACUCAGAGAGGGAGUGUUUUGAUACAUUCUGUAAGGAGACAAGCGAGUUUUAUUGCUUCAAGCCCAGUUUAUUUCAGAACCAGGAAAAAGAAUCAACAGAUUCACAGGAAGAAGAGGGAGUGACUGAUAAAUCCUGGAAGUGGACUGUGGAACACGUUUUAUAUAGUGCAUUCCGGAAUCUUUUGUUCCCUCCCAAGUCUUUUGCUGAAGACUCAAGUAUUUUACAAAUUGCCAAUUUACCAGAUUUAUAUAAAGUGUUUGAACGAUGUUAAUAAAAAUAUUUACUCAG